UCUCAACCCUGUUUUCUUUCGGAGUCCUCUCUUCGCUCUGGUGCCCCCUCAAAAAAAACUCUCCGUGGAAGAGCUGCAGGGCUGUAUAGAUGGCAAGCCCAGGUCCCACGGCAGUCAUGGCGGCGCCGUUGGCUCACUUUGAAGAGGACUGGCAGGACUUCAACGAAUUCCAGCCCUCCUCCUUCGAGGCGCCGGAUGAACUGGAUCAGGUGAACUCGAAUGCGAGCGAAGCGGCGUCGGGCCUCGACGCUCACGCCGACGCUGAGCACUGCUUCUCCGGGGAGUUCUGCGGCUUCGAGACCAUGGAAGACCUGGUCCAGGACUUCGACGCAAAGCUGAGCGUUUGCUUCCGAAACUACAACACGGCAACUGAACAUAUUGCGCCCAUCAAGCCGAUCACAGAGGAACAUUUCCUGAAAGACGACGAGGUGUGGAACGCCCUGAGCGGUAACUAUGGCAACGUGAUGCCUGUGGACUGGAAGACCUCCCACACACGCUCCCUGCACCUGCCCACACUCAACCUCCGCCCGCACAAGGCGCUGGACAACCAGUCCCUGGACCUCUCUGACGACGAGGAGCUGCGGGAGCAGAUGGACAUGCACUCCAUCAUCGUCUCAUGCGUUAACAACGAGCCCCUGUUCACCGCAGAGCAGGUGAUUGAGGAGAUAGAGGAGAUGAUGCAGGAGUCUCCUGACCCGGAGGAGGACGGCAGCAGCAUCGCCUACCAGUCGGACCUCUCCAAUCUCUCUGAGGACCUCCAGGCACUCAAACACUCCCAGUCCAACUCCAGCUACCAAGACCGGCUGCGGCAGCUGUCUGUGUGUGAGCUGACGGAGGCUCUGGAGGAGGUGGAGUCGGCCAUCGGCCGCUACAGCGAGGAGCUCAUCCAGGCCCUGGCCCUGAGGGACGAGCUGGACUACGAGAAGGAGGUGAAGAACAGCUUCAUCUCGCUGAUCAUCGACGUGCAGAACCGGCAGAAGGAGCAGCGCGAGCUGCUGCGCAAGAGGAGGAAGAUCCGCAGCACCACCACCAUCGGGCCCAACGGCCAGCGGACGGCCAGCACGCACGUACCGGGAACGCUCCUCACUCUGGAGGGAUUGUCCACAGUCAUUCAAAAUGGCCUCCGUCAAACUUUCGGCGGGCCUGAAGGGGACAAGCAGUAUCUGACCACCGUGAUCCCCUAUGAGAAGAAGGCCGGCUCCCCCUCCGUGGAGGACCUCCAGAUCCUCACCAAAAUUCUCCAAGCCAUGAGGGACGACAGUGAGAAGGUGCCCAGCCUCCUAACAGAUUACAUCCUCAAAGCUCUGGUGUGAGCACGGGGGAGAUGAAGUCCUGUGUCCAACCUGAAGCCCAAGGGGAGGAGCCAACCGUUUCAGAAACCUUCAGGUCAUCACCUCAGAGACUGUCUUGAUCGAUGCCUUCCUCAACCGCCCCCCCCCCCCCCCCGCCCUUCCAAAUAUGAACUUUACUCCUUCUUUAUUUGUCUUACGUGGCCAUAUUUUUGUUGGGUCAAAUUACAUUUUAACCGCCGAUUAGACCUGUGGUCUGUCGGUUUCACCUCACGUGUAACCUCAGUCUCACACACAUCGUUGUGUUGUCGUUUACUUUAUGUUUAGGUUUUUAAAAUGUGUCUAUUUUACUUUAUUUUUGAUUCUGCACGUCGACUUGUUUUGUGUUAGCCAGUAUUCAGUAUUACAUCAGCGGCCCCCGAAGCUCUCUGAAAGGGCCAGUGGCUGCUGUAUGGGGAAAAUGAUAGGAUGGAUGUUAGUUUUUAAAAUCUCGGGACACAGCCGAAAUGGGAAGUCGGCUGUCCUGUUUCUGGGAACGUUUUCUGAAUCACGUGAUGUUUGCGUCGCUGCAGUUCUUUCUUGGGAGGAGAACAGUCGAUCAGGGUGUUCUCUGAAUCCGAUCCAGCAUGAAUCUGUUGCUCUGAUUUAUGCUGGGUGCGCCCCUUUUAUCGAUUUGUCUCAAUGAGGUACAAAGCACAUAUAUUUUAAAUUUGUAGGCAAAAGAACAAAAACUUCACUCUAAAAAGUGAAAAUCACUGCGCAAGCAUAAUUUUAUGCUUGGCAGAGCUGCAUUAGUCCGAUAGAGUAUAUAAAAUAUGUAUUUUUAUUAAGAAAAAGGCACCUAUACAAGACUUCUACGGAAUGUCAAAAAGGGAAAAAGGUGUAAUUAAGGUUUUAAUGUAAGAGAUUUAACUGGGGAGCCCGUGUUCAGUGUCGCAUGUUUUGUGUAGUGGGUCAUUGAGGCCAAGACAGAGACUUGGUACUGCUAAUAGUUACUCUUUAAUUUACAUUGAAGUUUCCAUUCAAGUGCUGUUGUUCACCUUUGGCCCGCGAGUAGCGUUAUUGGUCCGGUUUAUUCAAGCAAUGAAUGGAAAAAUGUUAGUCAGGUAACAAAAUAAAUGGCAUUUGUCCAAAAAGGCGAUCAUAUUCAAGGAAUAACUGUGGUAGGUCAGGUUAUGUAAAGUACAGAGGCAUCUCAACCGCCUGCUUGCACGCAGAUAAGGAAUAUGUCAUUGCUGUUGUUGUUAAAUACCCCACUGAACUUUAUACUUUCAAUCUCCUAACCUUUAAUAAUCCUAUAUUUUGUCCUCAUUGAUUGUUGAUCAGUCGCCCCUACUUUUAAAACAGGCCAUAUCUCUGGAAAGGUGGUUAACCUAACACAGGGAUCCAAAGCCAUCCAAGCAUCUCCUGAGUUUCUCUGUGUCUCCUCAAGGUCUCUAGUUUUCAGGUACUAUCGACAGAGUUGGCUCUUUAACAAAAUGGCGGUUUUAAAGGAUCCAGCGGGUUUAACGACCCGACAUUCCAGAGCACAUCCUAACGUUUUUCCAGUGCGGCGUCGGGAAUGUCUCCACUGCCAACACGAGAUCACGACGCGCAGCUCGGCAACAUGCGUCAGGGCUUAGAUGUCAGUUUGUCAGGAGAUACUAAGUCAGUCUGUGUGUAACGUAGCCUAGCGUAGCUCAGCAGAAACAUCUAGUUAGGUGUUCUUAUCAGUUGUAGACCUUUUUUUCUUUUAUUUUUUAAGGUGGUGUCGUCAGCUAGAGACGAACCACGCUACACUAGUUCGUCCUUUUAAAGUCUGUUGUUGUCCUUAGCUGUUGUAUCACCGCCGCGUCAUGGCAACUUUUUUUUAGGGACCGCUUGACGUUUAGUCGCCGCAUGGAUUGAGUCUUUCUUUAACUGUCAGGUCUUCAGUCUUCAUGGUCUUUAUGACACCUCUUUUGUCCCACCAGCAGCGAAGAAGCGAUACAGGGAAAGAUUGGUACUGCGAUGCGUUUAGCCGUCGCACAAAGCAGCGGCCAAAGUUGCGUUGUGGUAACGGCAGGGGUUCCGCCAGGACGUUUGGAGAACACUAUGAUGUACAAAUGAACGGUUUGCCUUUUUGAAUCAGGACAUGUCCUUCCAGCUUUAAGAAGCAUUCGUAACCCAGCAUGUGCUGCAUGCCAUUUCAAAACGCAUUUCGAUGACCAUGCCAUGUCAAAAAUUACUAACACCUCCCUGAAAAGGGACACGAUGCACGCAGCAGCACACAAGAUUUGACAUUUUUCGGAGCAGUUUGCACUUUUCAGAUGAUUUGAUAACUCGCUCACUUUAAAUCUCAAGAGAAGAAUCGCAACGAGACGUUGAGUUCUUGAACUUAAACGGAAGAGUUUUUUGUGCCGUGGAAGCAGAUCUGAGACACGCUUCCUCUCAGGAUGAAGCCCUUCUCCCCUCCCCUCCCUCCUCUCAUUAGGUCUUCUAAACUUGCAUAUCAGCAUAAUGGCGUGUUGGAGAUUUAUAUUUAUAUAUUGCAAAACCAGCAACAUUAAAAGAAAAAAGGCUGCCUUUUUAAAUGCCAGAAAUUUGUAUAUAAAUUCAUCUCAUUGAUUUUAACGCAAUAUAAUUCUUUCCCUUUUUGGGUUGUUUUAUGUUUACUGUCUUUAUGUGAUAUGUACUUGCAGUACAUUAAUUUAUUAUGUGAAUGUUUUGUACCCAUACUAUUAACUUUAAUGGCACAAAUGGUUUGUGCCCAAAUUGCAUCGCAACUCAUUACAAAUAAAUUAAUAUGAUCAUUUGA
Molecule: messenger RNA, 4065 nt
Organism: Gadus macrocephalus (Pacific cod)
Lineage: Eukaryota; Metazoa; Chordata; Actinopteri; Gadiformes; Gadidae
Gene: fez2b
Product: fasciculation and elongation protein zeta 2b
Exons: 11
Coding region: 90-1313 (407 amino acids)
Cellular component (GO): axon; cytoplasm
Source: RefSeq, a predicted model, not a curated record